UUCUUUAGUUUUAUACCAUUAACACAAAAUAACUUUUAUACCAUUUACACAAUAUCUUUGUUAUUCCAUUACCACCAGAUCCCUUUUAUACAAGAUCUAUUAUAUACCAUUUACACCAGAUCUUUUAUAAGCUUUUACCAUUACAACCAGAUCGCUUUUAUAUCAUUGCCAACAGAUAUUAUUGUAUACAUAUACCAGAUCUCUUUUAUACUAUUGUCAACACAUGUCUUGUAUACCAUUACUACCAGGUCCCUUAUGUACCAUCAAUACCAGAUCUCUUUUAUACCAUUAACACCAGAUUUCGUUAAGACCAUUACCACAAUAACUCUUUUAUUCCAUUACUACCAGACCUCUUUAAUAUCAUUACCACCAGAUCUCUUAUAA
This is a messenger RNA of Lottia gigantea (owl limpet), 384 nucleotides long. RefSeq lists its product as hypothetical. Lineage: Eukaryota; Metazoa; Mollusca; Gastropoda; Lottiidae. The annotation marks the transcript as partial. The record is from RefSeq and is a predicted model, not a curated record. The transcript has a single exon.